Messenger RNA from Abrus precatorius (Indian licorice), 1907 nucleotides. Its product is annotated as CBL-interacting serine/threonine-protein kinase 1-like. Gene Ontology annotation, biological process: protein phosphorylation; signal transduction. Gene Ontology annotation, molecular function: protein kinase activity; ATP binding. The coding region runs from base 270 to 1613 and encodes 447 amino acids. The transcript has 13 exons. Lineage: Eukaryota; Viridiplantae; Streptophyta; Magnoliopsida; Fabales; Fabaceae. The record is from RefSeq and is a predicted model, not a curated record.
AAUGGGGGAUAAUAAUAAACUUUGGAAGCAUUAUAAGCAAUUGACUGAAAACUCAAAGGCACAACCUCCAGUGUGUUCUCUAAUCUUCAUCCUUAGCCAAUUUGAAAAUUUCAAUUCUUCCUUCUAUUUUUCCGUAUUUGGAAAGCUACAAGAUUGGCUGGUUCCCUCUGAUUCAUUUGUUUUGGCGUGAAGAAGAAAAGUAAGAGAAGUUUGGGCAAAAGGGUGUUCGGCCAUUUUUCCUGAAGAGAGGGAAAAAGAAGGAACAGAAAAUGGUGCUUAUAAGCCUUGGGAUGAAGAAUCAAAAGGAAGUAAUGCGACUUGGGAAAUAUGAAUUGGGUAGGACUCUUGGUGAAGGCAAUUUUGGUAAAGUUAAGUUUGCUAGGAACACUGAUUCUGGACAACCGUUUGCUGUUAAGAUCAUUGAGAAGAACAGGAUCAUUGAUCUCAAUAUCACGAAUCAGAUAGAGAGGGAAAUUGACACCUUAAAGCUCCUCAGGCAUCCCAACGUUGUUAGAUUGUAUGAGGUUUUGGCUAGCAAAACAAAAAUUUAUAUGGUGCUCGAGUACGUGAAUGGAGGGGAAUUAUUUGAUAAAAUUGCAUCCAAGGGUAAACUUACCGAAGGUGAAGGUAAAAAAAUGUUCCAACAAUUGAUUGAUGGGGUGAGCUAUUGCCACAAUAAAGGUGUCUUCCACAGGGAUCUCAAGCUUGAGAAUGUACUUGUGGAUGACAAAGGGAACAUAAAGAUAACCGAUUUUGGCCUCAGUGCCUUGCCCCAGCAUCUUAGGGCAGAUGGAUUGCUGCAUACAACUUGUGGAAGUCCCAACUAUGUUGCACCAGAGAUUCUUGCUAAUAGGGGCUAUGAUGGUGCAACAUCAGAUGCAUGGUCAUGUGGGGUUAUAUUGUAUGUAAUCCUAACAGGAUACCUACCUUUUGAUGAUAGAAAUCUUGCAGUUCUCUAUCAAAAGAUUUGUAAAGGAGAUGUUCAAAUACCAAAAUGGCUAUCACCUGAUGCACAAAACAUGAUAAAGAGGAUUCUUGAUCCCAACCCGGAAACACGGAUGACAAUGGCUGGGAUCAAAGAUGAUCCAUGGUUCAAGCAGGGCUAUAUUCCAGCAAAUCCUGAGGAUGAGGAAGAGGAUGUACAUAUUUACAAUGGAGCCUUUUCCACCCAUGAAGAGCCACUUGAAGCAGAACAUAGAGAUCCAGGAUCACCAACCCUUAUCAAUGCAUUUCAAUUGAUAGGGAUGUCUUCAUGUUUAGACCUCUCUGGCUUCUUUGAGAAAGAGGAUGUCUCUGAGAGAAAGAUAAGAUUUACAUCAAAUCUUUCAGUUAAAGAUCUGAUAGAGAAGAUUGAGGACACAGCGACAGAAAUGAAAUUUAGAGUCCAGAAGAAAAAUGGCAAAUUGAAAGUAAUACAAGAUAACAAGGUGCACAAAACUCUUGGCCACCUCUCCGUGGUAGUAGAGGUGUUUGAAAUUAGCCCUUCAUUGUAUGUAGUAGAAUUAAGGAAGUCUUCUGGAGAUGUUUCUGAAUAUAAACAGUUAUGCAAGAAGUUAUUGAAUGAUUUGGGUGUUCCCCCAACGCAAGCGCUAGUGAGCUCAGAAAUAAAUUAGAAGCCACAUAUAUUGUAUAAGUAUAGCUGUGUAGGUUAUUUUUUAGCUUGGGUCGGAUAUGUAGAUGAUCUAAAAAGCAAUAGCAACAAAGUGCAUUAUAGUUAAAGAAUAAGUAAAUGCAUAUAUAUGUUAGAAAGAUAUAGCAACAGUUUUGAAUUUAGCAAUCCAUUAAAGAAAAAUAUUAAUUUCAAUCCUUAAAAUUAAGGAUAAGCAAUUCAAAGUGCUUAACUUCUAUUUAAAAAAAAUCAUUUAUUAUCUUGAGUAUUUGAAAGUGUAAUAAAUAUUAUAAUUUUU